GCUUUUUUUUUUUAGGCCCAACCCAGCCCUCACCAGCUCAGCCUUCUGCUCUGUUGAAGUAUCCAUGUAAAACCUGAAGAAAGGUUGACAGAGCCACCGUUACCCAACGCACAGAAUCGCGGCUCUAGAGACACGGAUCAGAACUCAGAAGCAGUUUAGGUGGUACAAAAUGGACAACAGAUGGUACAAUGGUGAACAGGGAACAAACGUGCAAGACAAUGGACAACAAGAUAAGGAGCAGAAUACUCUUAUUGAGGAUUUGGUGGAAGAUUUUCGCUUGCCAAUUAAUCACAAACCCACAGAAAAUGUCGAUCUGGAUAACGUUGAACAGGCAUCACUGGACACAAAGUUGACGGCAUCUAACAUAGGGUUUAGGCUUCUUCAGAAAAUGGGAUGGAAGGGGAAAGGUCUUGGCAAGGAUGAGCAGGGAAUAGUUGAGCCGAUAAAAUCUGGGAUUAGAGAUUCGAAGUUAGGGAUUGGAAAACAAGAAGAAGAUGAUUAUUUCACCUCAGAAGAAAAUAUCCAGAGAAAAAAGCUGGAUGUUGAGAUUGAGGAAACAGAGGAACAGGUGAAGAAACGGGAGGUGUUAGCAGUACGGGAGCAGAAAAUUCAAACUGAGGUGAAAGAAAUAAGGAAGGUGUUCUAUUGUGAUCUCUGCAGCAAACAGUAUAAACUGGCUGUGGAAUUUGAAGCUCACCUAAGUUCAUAUGAUCACAAUCACAGAAAGCGUUUUAAGGAAAUGAGAGAGAUGCAUGGUUCUAGCAGUCGUGAUGAUCGGCAAAAGCGAGAACAGCAACGACAAGAGAGAGAGAUGGCUAAGUUCGCUCAGAUGGCAGAUGCUCGUAAACAGCAGCAGCAACAGCAAGUGGAAGAAUCUGGAUCUUGUCAGGUUUCCAAUUCUCUGAGAAGUGCAACUGCACUUGCUGAUCAAGAUCAGCGGAAGGCUUUAAAAUUUGGGUUUUCUUCUAAGGGUAGCACUUCUAAGAAGCCAACUGGUGGUGUUGCUGCAAAGAAGCCAAAAGUUGCAGUAGCCUCAGUAUUCGGCGAUGAUAGCGAUGAAGAACAGUAAAUUUUGACACUGCAGCAGGAAAUAGCAAUACACAAAGUGUAUGUUCUCAUGUUAUUUGGUUGAUGAUUUGUAUUGUCUGUGGCCAAUGCCUGAAAUUUCAAGCCUCUUCAUGGUUAAUGGGUCCGAAUAUCAUAUUUAAAAGCUUUCAACACUUAUCUUGAAUAUUCUGACCACAGAUGAUUUUAUUGCAAAACAUAAUUUGUAUGAUGAUACAGAACUAUGUAGAAACUUUCUUUAUUGCAAGGAUCCAUCUGUUUUUAA
Manihot esculenta (cassava) is the source of this 1330-nucleotide messenger RNA. Its product is annotated as G patch domain-containing protein 8. NCBI's taxonomy places the organism in Eukaryota, Viridiplantae, Streptophyta, Magnoliopsida, Malpighiales, Euphorbiaceae. Gene Ontology annotation, molecular function: nucleic acid binding. The transcript is spliced from 8 exons. The record is from RefSeq and is a predicted model, not a curated record. The coding region runs from base 170 to 1069 and encodes 299 amino acids.